UCACUUUCUCUCAAAUUGAAGAAUCUGUCUGGAGGAGUGGGAGACAUUAACGCGUCUCCGGUGCCUCUCCAUUGCGCACAGAGAGCAGGACAUUUGUCUUUCUUUUAUAUGUUUCUUUUAUGUGUUCAUAAAAAUCGCCUUUCUGUCGGAGCCUGACCAGAUCGAUACACCCUCGUCGCCAGCGGUCGUUGAAGAUGGAUGCGCGUCUGGAGAGACAUCCAAUUUCCCUGGAAAAAACAUGCGACGGGAUGUUGGAUAAAUGGACGCCUCUCCAAAACAUGGAAACUUGACGGAAUAGAGCGUUUACUUUGUGUCAGGAGUUGAUAUUGCGCGUCUGUUGAGACAUUUGGAGAGAUUUUAACUCAUCAGUUUUGGUGUCCGCUCGCCUUAAGAGGUCCUCUCUCAUCGAGAUUAAUAGGUCCAUUGGAAAGCAUAUGGUUGGACAUGGAAAGACUCUUUAAACCCUCUGCGGAUAUAGUGCCGAACAUCAGAGCUCGCGUCUGAAGUGUUUUGGAGGUCUACUGGUCUUGAAGGAGAGACUUUGUGGUAUGCGCACCUGACGACGCAUCGCGUUCUGCCUGCCCAGCUGCCCGCCGCGGCGCACAGACAAAACAACCUUAAAUCGCAACUACAGAAAUCUUUUGAGCAUUUGCACCGUUGUUGCGCAGGAAAGCAGAUGCUACACGUUAACAUUUUAGUGACAACUUGCACCACAUCCUAUUCUGUUGAUUCAUCAUGCUGAGACAGAUGCUCUUAAACUCGACGGCUGCCGCACGAAACUUUGACCUGAUGACACACACACACACGCCGGCCUCACUCAACGUGUCUCAAGGGCCCGUCAGCGUAUCCGCCCUGCUGAAGCCCACCGGCCGAGGGGGUUCUCUGCGCGAGGGCGAACUGAACAAGCCGGACCUGGCCACAUACGUGGUGAUGUGCCUGGUGCUUUUUCUCCUGGUCCUUCUCAUCGUGUUCUUCAUCAACUGUCAGCUGAGGAACUCCUUCUUCGCUUCCAUGCCUUACGACCGCUCGCUGCGAGAGGCCCGCAGCUCUUAUAAAUGACACGGGUCGGAACUGUGUGCCACAGGUGCCCGAAAUGGUUAACACCCGAUGGAUUGUGUUAUUGGAAAAGGAAAACCUUUGCAAUAGUGAAACUUUGCAAUAAAGGAAACCGAACCUUCACGAGAACCCAAAGGCUGGGACCAAACCUUAGGUCACCGAUGUGAUUGUUUAUAUAUCUGUAUAUAAUGACUGUUUUGUAUUUCUGCACGACCUUUUUUGGUUUAUAACGUUAAUCACAAGUCUUGUGCAUUAUGUAAGGCAGA
This is a messenger RNA of Triplophysa dalaica, 1322 nucleotides long. RefSeq names its product small integral membrane protein 32-like. The coding region runs from base 736 to 1059 and encodes 107 amino acids. Lineage: Eukaryota; Metazoa; Chordata; Actinopteri; Cypriniformes; Nemacheilidae. The transcript is spliced from 3 exons. The record is from RefSeq and is a predicted model, not a curated record.